AUGGCGCCCAUAUCCACAGACCUUGAUUUCUUGAACGAUGCGCUGAAGAAUAAAACACGACUUCCAUAUGUUGUCAGAUCAUGGAAAUCAACCUUUGCCCGCCUCACAUCCCCAAAUCGACCCUCACAAGCAACAAUAAGCUCCCUCACCGCCUUCCUCACUUCACCAAUCUCCAUUGACAGUCUCGCGCAAUGCUACUCCCCCUUCCCCCGCCCCAGCGCUGCGUCAAAGGCGGAUUUUGAACGCCGCACCGCCGCCAUAAACUUCACAGCGGCAGACCUGCCCAUGCCAGGGAUCGCAGAGCUUAAAGAUGCUGCGCUGGAGCUUUCAAGGAGCUUAGAGAUUGACGAGGUCUCGGCGCUGCGUAUCGUGGUUCUUGAGUACCAGUCGCGGCCUGCGGGUGCUCUGCUUGCGUCCGAUGCGAAUAGCGGGGAGGAUGCGCCUGGUUCCCUUCCUAACCAGGUGGAGAAGCCGGUGAUGAGCAAGGAUGAGGAGUUUUUCAGCAGGGUCAGUGUGUAUAUGAGCGAGCGGCGAUAUAUCAUCAAGACUGCUACAUUCUUGGUGAGAGCUGCCAUAACGGCAGAUCGGAAGGAUAAUGUCUGGAGGGAGGUGGGCAAGCGAUUUGAGGUUGAGGGUAUUGUGGAGAAAGGCGGGUUGGCGGGGAAAUGCAUUGAUGGAAUUGCAGAAAGAUGGAAUGAGGGACGAAAGGGAGGGGAAGGGCUACCAAAUUGGGUGAGGAGCAGGUUAGAGGGAAGCGUUUAUCCAAUUGCGUAUAAGUGGGAGCAACAGACACUAUGGGAGAUUCUCCACCUUCUCCAACUCAUUUUUGUUCUCCUGUAUAAAUCACUGGAGGAUUCCAGUGUGACGCUAGUAAUCAAAUGGUUCGAUCUUAUGAAAGAAACCGCCUUUCUUUCACACAGAACAUAUGUACCUUUCCCAGAAGCAUUCGAAAUAAUCAAUCUUUAUAAAUUUACGACCCCUCUCACAUCCAUAAUCUCAACAACUAUCCUCCAGCACCCCAGAACCGAAAAGCAUCUCCAGAAGGAAUACGUCCGUACCUUCUCCGCCGAAUCUUCAGCCACCCCACCAGCACAUGGCCCUGCCCGCCGCGUACCACCUCCUGCAGACGAUAGUAGCUUCUAUAUUGAAAGCCCCAAGGCAAUUAAAGCAGUUACCUCGUGUUUUGUAACAACAAGCUCAGCCCCAGGCGCUGCAGUCCCUGCUCUUGCUUGGUCACUCAUUGUCCUCGACAUAAUUUCCUUUGUGAAUGCUGCCUCGCAGGAAGAGGAUUCGGACCCAUUCAGCAAUGCAUCAGCCGGGAGAGGUGAACGACACCCCACGGUUGAGCUGUAUGAGAACGUUCUCUCAGGGCUGUUUGAAGGCAGCGCAGAGAAGGAAAUUAAGAGACUCGCAAACAGCACUGUGAGGGAUGCUCUAGAGGCGAUAGUACUAAUGAUCGAGCCUUCCGGUACUAUUGGUGAAGCCUUCUUGGGUGCCAAGUUCUGGAUUGGCAGCGAGGAAGAUGGAUAUCGGAUGAAAAACGUGCUUGCAUCACUUGUUCGGAAGGCGCUGCCAGAUCUUAAUAUCUCCGGAGAAGUGCUCAUGACAGUACUAUUGGUACAUGAGUUGCAGUAUAAUGAUCUUGCUUCCUAUAUCCGCUUCCUCGAUGACGAGGCUGAGAAGGGCGGUGAUGACUCAACAGGAUGGACUAGCUCUGCAGCUGGGCGCUUUAUGAAACAUGGUGAAGCAAUGAGGUUCCUGAGGCGUACGAAGAAUAGGUUUCCAUAUGAACCUAUACUCUUUUUGAGGCUUAUUCGCGCACUGGCCUUGGAGAGCGGCGAGGUAACAAAGGAUCUGGUCAAAAUGGAUACCUAUACUCAAGUCUUGCCUCCAGGCUUUGAGGAUUAUGAUGUUGAUAAUGAGGAUAGCGACAUUGGGAGAAUACAGCUUACAAGUGACUUGCUAGUGUUUGCCCCCCGCGACGAAGGCGUGUUUGAGGAUGAGUAUGCACCCCGAGGAGGCAUUGUAAUACCCGCAGGGACCAUUGGAGAAAUCACAUCCACGGGGGGCGGCAGGCUUGUCGUUGCAUGGAAACAUGAAUAUAAUGCGCUCCCGUUACUCGGUAGAGUGCUGGAAUAUGCACUUAUCGGCGAAGGUUCUGCCUCCGGAGCUGGGAGGCUCAUGGCGGGAGAACUAGGGACGGGCGAGACUGCAACCGAGAUAAUUAGCUUGUUGACAAUGCUUAUUGCGUCUGGGACUGCGAGACCUGAUAAAGCUGCUGAGGGCUUUGAUGUUGCACGGAUUCUCGAGGAGGCAAGCGAUAAUGUUGGAAGAAGUCGCGACGUAGUCUCAAUUAUAUUUGAUCUCCUCGAAGCCGGAUUACAGGCCACUGCUCAAUCGAGCAAUACCGGCAAAUCAACAGAAUUCAUCGUAGCCGCCCUGCAGUUCGUUGAUGCGCUUAUUAAGGUUCUCCCCGGACGAGUAUGGCCAUUUAUUGCACGGAGUACCAUUCUCGAACGAAAUGGUCGUGGGGGUGCCUUUGUGAGUAUUUUGUCGGCAGUGGAGGUUGUGCGUGGUGAUUAUGAAUUCACUAUCAAUUGCCUGAAUUUGUUCGAGCACCUCGUUGAAGAGGCAAUCGAGAGCAGUGUUGUGAACAUGGGUGGAAGCCGUUCUCUCCAGCUUGCAUCGAUGGCUGCGAGUACUACCACAAGAUCCGGGGUUAGCAUGCCGGUCCAGAGAGAGAUCUUGACUAGCUGGACCAGGGUCACUGUUGAUGUAUUCGAGAGUUACAGAGGAUGGAAAUAUGUCAAUAAUGAACAGAGAUUAGAUAUUGGUCGACGUAUUGCCAGGAUAUUCUCAGCGAUUCUUCUCCAGGUCUACGGCGUUGAUGACUCAACGGAUAUCAGCACGAAAGUCACACAUGUCUUGGGACCUAGCGCUGAACACCUUGUAAAGGUUUUCCUUUCAGAAAGUGAGAGUGACCUCCAUAUGGAACCAAUCAUUGGCGCCAUUCACGACGGGCUUAUGACCCCUGAGACAAGCUUGCAUUUGAGAUCUUUGAAUGGAUGGAUCGAGCAUAACAUCGCGAUAAUAGGAUUCGCAGAGGUUUGUAUCAGGGUUAGAGGGUACCUAGAUCUACCCCCUUCAUAUCUGGAGAUGAAAAUUUACGGUGUCUCUGCAUCUUUGGCAAAACUUUAUGCUACACAUGAUCGGUAUAGACAGCCUGUUCUCGAGCUCUUUGAGAGUCUUGUUGUUGCGUCUGGCACAGCGACUACUGAACCCCCAUCUUUGUUGGGUCAUCUUGGAGCAGAGUGUGCAAGCCAUUUUGCCACAGUAUUAAGAGGCCUUGACAAGCCAUUCGACGAUGAACUCCUUGAAUCACGGAUAUGGGGCUUUGUGUCUGCUGUUGUCAGCAACAAACAGCAAGGACUUUCUAUACUGCUGCUGCGCGGCGAGACCCUCUGGAAGGGAAAUCUCAGUACCCGGGAUAAAGCUCCAAAGAGUUCUCUGUUAUCAGUUGCGCUGGACUCAUUGUCAGACAUUGAUAAAUUAUCUGCUGGAAGAUCAUUGGCCAUGCUUGAAGCUGUUGCCCUCUCGCAGAAUUUCUGGAGUCUUGCCAUGGAGGACUUAGGCAAACACCCGAAGUUUAUCAAAGCCAUCACAAGCCAUGUCGAGUCGCUAACAAUUGAAUUCCUCCCCGCGGAUUCAAAAGAGAUCAUCACGGAAAAAGCCAACAAAGUUGCUGUUGCUGCAUGCAUAGCACAACUCAUUGCGAUGCAUCUUCAUAGCAGGCAACCAUCUAGUGCGGUCAAGAUUAGUGGUUAUAGGGCGUCGCUGCACGGACAUUUGCAGAAGAAUUUUGAAGAGAAAUGGCCAAGUCUAACUUUGCUGAAGCUGAAAAAGACAAGAUUAAGGAGACGAGAGUACGGAACGGGAUACUUUUAUGACAUGGAGUUGGCGGCGAAGGUUUUAGGUUUUGAUCCGAGCUGGGCUGGGAGAGCGGAUGGUUACGCUAGUGAGGUGGAGCAGGCAAAUCUAAACCUGUCUCUGGUCGAUUCCCAGGUGGUUCUCUUACGAGCAUGGCAACUAUUGGCCAUGGAGUUGUGUGAUUUUGUUUCAACCACAAAGGAGUUAGAACAACCCUUAAUAGAUCUUGUGGAGAGCUGUUUGGCGGCAAAUAUCGAGUCUGGUUUUCGAACACCAAUAUUUACCAAAAUCAUCUGCGAGCGGGCAGAGUUUGCGUUUGUUAUCAUGCGCAGGCUCCAACAAUCCAUAUCCACAGCCAAUUCUGCAAGCCACUUCGAUCGUAUCUUAGGGCUCGCAUGGAAAUCCAUUCAAUCUUCAAGUUCAGAGUUUAGACAAUCUCUUGCGACUGCGAAUGUUAGCUAUUACCGAUCAUUACUGCGGAUCCUUUAUAUUGCACUCUACUCAAAUUCCACCAAGGAACAACUGUCAACAGCGAUGGCAUACACUAUUCUUGACAUUCUGAACCUGGUUGUUACCAAGGGCUUCAAAGAUCUUGCAACGGCUGCCCAUGAUUAUCCCGAGACUACGAAUCCCGACGACAUCGCGCUCAUUACGGCGAUACUGCAAGCUGCCUUAAAGCUGAAGGGAAUGGAGGUAGUCCACAGCGGAUUAGGCAUCCACAUUCACGAAAAUGGCACAAUCAGAGUCGCUACCACGCUCUUUUCAUGGUCAGAACAGUUGGCAAUCGACGGCGACCCUGUGUAUGGAGAACUGAGUGCUCUGUUUCUUCUUGAACUAUCUUCGGUGCAAAUUAUCGCUGAACAACUUGCGGUUGAGGGGAUACUUGAACUUUUAGUCAACAGCUCCCUGUCAAACAAGAUCCGCCAAGGUGUAUCGCCAACUUCCGAUCCAAGAUUAUACGCAAUCUGGAAUAGAGGGCUGCUGCCUAUUACCCUCAAUCUCCUUACUCAUAUCGGGCCGAGGAUCGCUAGGGAAGUUGUAGCAUUCUUGCAGUUCUUUGGACCACAACUAGAAAAUGCCGUUAGUGCAUGGCAAAGUCACACCAUGGUAACUCUAUCGGCCGUUAACGAGGCUACAACGAUUGUGAUGCUCAUGACAAUAUUGGCAAGAAUGGGUGUUAAGGUAGACUCAGAGGGAAGCGGGCAAGGACUUAAGUUCGACAAGGCAACGCUUUGCGAGCAGGUGGAUUAUCUUCUUACCCACAAGACCUUCCUCAAGACACUUAUCAUGCCGACAAAUCUGGAGGAAGAGGAAAUGAUGAAGAGAGGAGACGCAGAGGAUAACGAGCUGACCGAGAAGGUCUUGAAUGACAUGGCGAUAUUACAAGGGCUUCUAUCGGAUGAUGAAGCAGAGGAGUAG
Messenger RNA from Morchella importuna, 5346 nucleotides. RefSeq lists its product as uncharacterized. Lineage: Eukaryota; Fungi; Ascomycota; Pezizomycetes; Pezizales; Morchellaceae. The record is from RefSeq and is a predicted model, not a curated record. The transcript is spliced from 6 exons. Gene Ontology annotation, molecular function: structural constituent of nuclear pore. Gene Ontology annotation, cellular component: nuclear pore inner ring. Gene Ontology annotation, biological process: protein import into nucleus; RNA export from nucleus. Bases 1 to 5346 code for a protein of 1781 amino acids.